Molecule: messenger RNA, 1383 nt
Organism: Myotis davidii
Lineage: Eukaryota; Metazoa; Chordata; Mammalia; Chiroptera; Vespertilionidae
Gene: FYTTD1
Product: forty-two-three domain containing 1
Exons: 10
Coding region: 151-1107 (318 amino acids)
Biological process (GO): mRNA export from nucleus
Molecular function (GO): mRNA binding
Source: RefSeq, a predicted model, not a curated record
CCCUGCGCGCAGCCGCGGGUGGAAGGCGAGGACGGCGCUAGCACGCGUGCGCGCUCACUCGGUGCAGCUGGUCUGUGAGCGUAAGUGGGAGGUGGCAGGCCUCGGUCUCUGGCCUUGUCGACUGACUGAAUCCGCGCGACGCCUCCAGCCAUGAACCGGUUUGGUACCCGGCUAGUGGGAGCCACGGCGAUCCCGUCGCUGCCGCCGCCGAAACCCCGCAGUAAUGAAAACCUCGACAAAAUUGAUAUGUCUCUGGAUGAUAUCAUCAAAUUGAAUCGAAAGGAAGGAAAGAAGCAGAAUUUUCCACGACUAAAUAGAAGACUCCAGCAAAGUGGUGCCCGACAAUUCAGGAUGAGAGUACGAUGGGGAAUCCAACAGAAUUCUGGUUUUGGUAAGAAUAAUCUGAGCCGUAGAGGAAGAAUGAUGCCUGGGAAGAGACGUCCUUAUGGAGUUAUCACUGGCCUUGCAGCUAGGAAAACAACUGGAAUUCGAAAAGGAAUUAGUCCUAUGAAUCGACCGCCUCUAAGUGACAAGAAUAUAGAGAGAUAUUUUCCAGCGUUAAAAAGGAAGGCAAACCUUCUGAGACAAAAUGAAGUGCAGAGAAAACCAGUUGCCGUUCUUAAGAGACCUAACCAGCUAAAUAGAAAAAAUAACAUCCCAACCAAUUAUACCAGGAGUGGAAAUAAAUUAAGUCAUCAGAAAGACACUCGUCAGGCAACUUUUCUUUUCAGAAGAGGCCUGAAGGUUCAGGCCCAGUUGAACACAGAACAACUGCUAGAUGAUGUAGUAGCAAAGAGAACUCGUCAAUGGCGGACUUCCACCACAAAUGGAGGAAUUUUAACUGUAUCCAUUGAUAACCCUGGAGCAGUGCAGUGCCCAGUAACUCAGAAACCACGAUUAACUCGUACUGCUGUACCUUCAUUCUUGGCAAAACGGGAGCAAUCUGAUGUAAAGAAAGUCCCUAAAGGUGUUCCCCUGCAAUUUGAUAUAAAUAGUGUGGGAAAACAGACAGGGAUGACUUUGAAUGAGCGAUUUGGAAUCCUGAAGGAACAAAGAGCCACUCUCACAUUCAACAAAGGAGGAAGCCGCUUUGUAACCGUGGGAUAGAACCCAUGUUAAAGGGACUUUUCAGUGAUGACUCUGUUAAAAAAGUUGAAUUGCUUGAAGAGUUUAUCACAGAAAUUCAAGAAACUUUAUUUCAAAAUAUUCACAAGGCUAAAUACUCUUUUUAUUUUUGAAGUUUGUUUUUUUUUAACAUGUAUAAAUAAUGCCCUGAAAGAAUAACAGGGAAUAUGCCUACCUGUUGUUAAAGAUUUCUUGGUUGAGCCAGAUGGAACAAUUCUCUAGUUGACUUUUUGGUUCCUCAUACAGCAGAAAGACAGA